AUCAAAAUUUGAUUACAGAUUGAAUUACCCAACGGGCCGGAUUUGAACCGUGGGCUGUACCUUGGCCCAUGUCUGGUUUAGAUCAUGGUAAUUUCUAUUGUAGACUGAUUAGUGAAUGAAAACUUAAUGGGAAUUUGGUACAAGAUGUUAGCCAUGUUAGCUUUGAUUUCUAUACUUUGCACUGCCUGUUAUACAAAUGUUAAAAUUUGCUGCCUCCUGACAUUUGAGAUACGAAAAGUUCAGAAAAAAGGUGACGCAAUAAUAUUUUUAUAUUUUCAGAAAAAACAAUUGAUUCCAGGGUAACUUCUGAUUUAUAUCAAAUGUUUAAAAGUUGAAAAUUUUAAAUGACUACUCUGCAGUUCGAGAUUUCCUUUAACACGACAGUACAGGAAUUUGAUACUACAGCUCCGCACGUCCAAGAUUUUAAAGUGACAAGUACUUGGAUUAUUGUCCUCGGUGUAAAUAUUUUAUCACUACUUGUAAGCCUUUAUAUAUCUAUCGCACUCGUGGUUCACAACUUCUUAUCAAAUAUCAAUGACAAAAAACAACAAGUAAAAAAACAAGAAAUAAUAUGGAUUGAUUCUCCAGGAUUCUCGCCAGUACGAUCAAAUAAUUUAAAAUUCGAUGCAAAAUCUCAUUUGGCGAAGUUAGAGGGAAUGUGCAUUGCAGGAGCUGUAUUUACAACUUUGAAGAUUGCAUCAGAACAACUACAAUUGUUUCUUGGAGGAAAAUCAGACUUUCUCUGCACUGUUAUCCUAAAGGUUCAGCUGGUUCUGUACUCAUUGCCAAUAUUAGCCAUAUACACAUUUCUUUGGGCGCGUCAAAGGAUAAUGUAUAAGCAUCCAGCAAUAAGUCUUUACAGUUCCAAAAAGACUCAAUUUGCGAGUUGGUAUAUUCUUUUCACACUAAUCAUCGGAAUUUUAGCAACAGCAGUUGUAUUCUUCACUACAAGAUCAUAUAUGAAGUCAGAUUUUGGAUGCGCACUCAAGAAAACAUCAAUUCCUAAAUUUAUACCUUGGCUGAUAUUAAUUGGCACAGCAAUAACUUUUCAAACUUUGCUUUUGGCCUUAUUUUUAUAUCCUCUCGUGCGUCAUCGCCAAAUAUUAAAAAAUGUCCGGAGAGAAGAUCAACUGACGGACACGGUGAAACCUGUCAUAAAACGAGUUUUUCUGGUUACUCUUGCUUGCGUUAUUUCUGAUGUUAUUGCUGUACUAGUCACCUUGGCAACAUCAACCAUUUUAAUCUCGAAUAUCCUUUAUGACAUAAAUCUUCUAGUAAAUAUGUUUGGUAUUUGUCUUUCGUUUGCUGAUUGGAAAAAUCGGUUAUUUCCAUGGAGUAUUUCUAAAACAAAAAAAUCUGAACCUAAUAGACUAGAUGCUCAUGCCACAUAUUCCUGCUAAUGCAAUAGGUACAGCUGUUUUUAUUUAUCUUUUUGUUUAUACUACUCUUAUAUCUUGA
Molecule: messenger RNA, 1458 nt
Organism: Styela clava
Lineage: Eukaryota; Metazoa; Chordata; Ascidiacea; Stolidobranchia; Styelidae
Source: RefSeq, a predicted model, not a curated record